This is a messenger RNA of Thlaspi arvense, 1332 nucleotides long. NCBI's taxonomy places the organism in Eukaryota, Viridiplantae, Streptophyta, Magnoliopsida, Brassicales, Brassicaceae. The record is from the annotation of a GenBank genome assembly.
AUGUAACCAUGAACUCUUAUAAUAUUUGUAACUUAAAUUAAACUAUAGUAUUUUCAACUCCGUGACAUUAUUGCAUAACAGUGUAUAAAUAACAACACCAAUCUUCAUCUCAAUUAGUAUCAAGAAUCGAUCAAAAGAGAAAGUAAUUAAUAAAACAAUAUGACUGCUUUGAAGAUGACUAUCUCCGGUUUCGUCUUUCUUCAAAUAUUAUUGUUCUUGCUCUCCUCCUUUGCUCCACCAACCAAUGCGCAAGGACUGAAAGUGGGGUUCUACGACAAAAAAUGCCCGAAAGCCGAGCUUAUUGUCAAGAAGUCUGUGCUCGAUGCCAUGAAGAACGAUCCGACACUUGGAGCUCCUUUGCUGAGAAUGUUCUUCCACGAUUGCUUCGUUCGUGGAUGUGAAGGGUCGGUCUUGCUAGAGCUAAAGAACAAGAAAGACGAGAAGAACGCAAUACCUAAUCUUAGCCUUCGAGGGUUUGAGAUCAUAGACAAUGCCAAGGCAGCUCUAGAAAAGGAGUGUCCAGGCGUUGUCUCUUGCUCUGAUGUAUUGGCUCUUGUCGCUAGAGACGCAGUGGUAGCGCUCAAUGGACCGUCGUGGGGAGUUGAAACGGGAAGAAGGGACGGUCGAGUUACAAAUAUCAAUGAGGCCCGAUCGAACUUGCCAUCACCAUUUGAUAAUAUCACUAGCCUUGUCACCCAAUUUAAGGCCAAAGGCCUCGACAAGAAAGACCUGGUUGUGCUUUCAGGUGGACACACGGUCGGGAACGGGCAUUGUCCUCUAAUCACAAACCGGCUCUACAAUUUCACCGGAAAAGGAGACAGCGACCCGAACUUGGACACGGAAUACGCAGCCGCCCUCAGAAAAAAAUGCAAGCCAACCGAUACCACGACGGCUCUAGAAAUGGAUCCAGGGAGCUUCAAAACAUUCGAUGAAAGCUACUUCAAGCUUGUGUCUCAAAGAAGAGGGUUAUUCCAAUCUGAUGCAGCUCUUUUGGACAGCCAAGAAACUAAGUCUUAUGUUCUUAAGCAAAAGAACAGUUAUGGAUCUUCUUUCUUUAAGGACUUUGGUGUCUCUAUGGUCAAGAUGGGUCGGAUUGGGGUUUUAACGGGUCAGCUCGGGGAAGUUCGUAAGAAGUGCAGAAUGGUUAACUAAGAGAGAGAAGAGAUAUUCUCGUGAGAUUGUGUGAUUGAUAAUUGUAUUGUAACUAUUUCUGUUUUUCCUCUGAAGAAAUUAUGUGUGAAAAUAAAUGUAUUGUUCAGUGGAAUAUAAAGUUGUUAAUCCAAUCAUGUCAAGUUAUUUUUUCACAAUAUUUUAUAUAGAGUAGCAUUUUAU